This is a messenger RNA of Sebastes umbrosus (honeycomb rockfish), 4538 nucleotides long. RefSeq names its product ADAM metallopeptidase with thrombospondin type 1 motif, 17 (gene adamts17). The transcript has 23 exons. The record is from RefSeq and is a predicted model, not a curated record. Gene Ontology annotation, cellular component: extracellular matrix. Gene Ontology annotation, molecular function: metalloendopeptidase activity. Gene Ontology annotation, biological process: proteolysis; extracellular matrix organization. Bases 384 to 3746 code for a protein of 1120 amino acids. NCBI's taxonomy places the organism in Eukaryota, Metazoa, Chordata, Actinopteri, Perciformes, Sebastidae.
GGAGGGACUAAGACGGAGAGGAAAAGAGGGAAACGUGGAUGCAAUUAAGAGACUUGGGAUGCACCCCACGUCUUUUUUCUGUACUUGAAACCACGCGUAGGGUUUCAACCUCCGUACAGUGACGGACACCGUCCCAGACCAAUGAGAAUGUGUGGAUUUGUGGGGUUUUCUCGGGUCAGACUUUAAUGGUACCAAUGUGACACCACUAGAGGCCGACCCGGGCUGUGGAGGCGUGCCCUGCUGCUGCUGGAAGUCAACUCCAGCCUGGAAUAACUGUAACUUCUCCAACCAGAGGAAAAACUAGCUUCAGCCCCACCCCCAACACCCCCCCACCCCACAACAAAACCAGCCAACUUCUCCACUUUCUUCUGCUGUGCUUCAUCAUGCUUAAAGGACAUGUUGGCCGUGUGCUCCUCUCUCUGCUGUGCGUCGCAUUGUGCGCCCAGUCUGAGCUGGAGACAGAGACAGAGACAGAGACAGAGGAGGUGGUUCCCAGGCUGCUGUCCGGCCAGGAGACGCACCUGUCCUCCGAACUCACCGACCACACGCUGCGGCGCCGCCGGGGUCAGCGCUCCGUGGACACCGCCGCGGGGGGAGGACACUCUGACCCGGGGAACUUAAUUCUGUCGCUGCCCGCUUUUGGAAGGAGCCUGUAUUUAAACCUGACGUGGGACAGCAGGUUUCUGUCGGGGGGUUUCGUGGUGGAGGAGAGGAACAGGAACCAGAGCGCAGCGGUGAGCCGCUUAUCCACCGAGCAGCUCUGCUUCUACUCCGGCUCCAUCACCAACCACUCGGACUCUCUGGCAUCACUGAGCACCUGUGGCGGCCUGACUGGGCUCAUCCAGAUCGGGGAAGACAUCCUAUUCAUUCAGCCUGUGGGUGAAAAUGGCCCCGCGCAGUCGUUCUCCGGACUGAAACACAGGCUGCUGCGACGCCGACGCUCUGCCGGGACCAGCUCUGCUCCAGGAGCAGACCAGCCCACCUACUGUGGGACUGUACAAGGGAAGAAGAAAGAGAAGAUGUCAAAAGUGGGCGAGGAGGGUCGCGGGAAGAGAAAUGCCAUUCGCCUGCACGAGGCAUACACCGUGGAGACAGUGGUGGUGGCGGACUCCGACAUGGUGCAGUACCACGGUGCCGAGGCGGCAAAGAGGUUCCUGCUGACAGUCAUGAACAUGGUCUACAACAUGUUCCGCCACCAGAGUCUGGGAGUCAGGAUCAACAUUCGUGUCACCAAGCUGGUGUUGCUUCACAGCCGCCCAGAAAAGCUAAAGGUGGGACAGCAUGGAGAAAGGUCUCUGGAGAGCUUCUGUCAUUGGCAGUAUCGAGAGUUUGGGGGGCUGCGCUACCUCGGCAGCAACCACGUUGCUGGUGGAAGGGAUGACAUUCCACCAGUGGACACUGCUGUGCUGGUCACCAGGACCGAUUUCUGCGUUCAUAAAGACGAACCCUGUGACACCGUGGGUAUUGCUUAUCUGGGGGGUGUCUGCAGUGCCAGGAAGAAGUGUGUGUUAGCAGAGGACAAUGGACUCAAUUUGGCCUUCACCAUUGCUCACGAGCUGGGACACAACAUGGGUAUGAGCCAUGAUGACGACCACAACACCUGCACCGGUCACUCCCACAUCAUGUCCGGUGAAUGGGUGAAAGGAAGAAACCCCAGUGACCUGUCCUGGUCCACCUGCAGCCGUGAUGACCUCGAGAACUUCCUCAGGUCCAAAGCCAGUGGCUGCCUGCUACACACGGACCCCAGGAGCCGUUACCGGGUCUGGCUUCCUCCCAAGCUUCCAGGCAUGCACUACAGUGUGGAUGAACAGUGCCAGAUCCUGUUUGGAGCCAAUGCCACUUUCUGCAAUGACAUGGAGCACCUGAUGUGCGCUGGCCUGUGGUGUUUAGUAGAGGGAGAUGCAUCCUGCAAGACCAAACUGGAUCCUCCUCUGGAUGGAACCGAGUGUGGAGCAGACAAGUGGUGCAGGGCGGGCGAUUGUGUCAGUAAGACUCCCAUCCCUCAGCAUGUGGACGGUGACUGGAGUCCAUGGAGCCAGUGGAGCAUGUGCAGCAGAACCUGUAGUACUGGAGUCCAGUUCAGACAGAGGAAAUGUGACCACCCACCGCCUGGUCCUGGUGGGCGAAACUGUCAGAAGGCCAGUGUGGAGCACAAGGCCUGUGAACUUCCUCCCUGUCCCAAGGGGACACCCAGCUUCAGAGACCUGCAGUGUCUGUCCUACGACCAACACGCCAGCAAGAAGGGCAGCAUGCUGAUCGCUAUUAUUAAUGAUGAGAAGCCAUGCAUGUUGUUCUGCAGCCCAGUGGGUCGAGAUGUCCCGGUCCUGAUGGCUGACAGAGUGAUGGAUGGAACGCCCUGUGGACCAUACGAGGCCGACCUGUGUGUUAACGGAAGUUGUCAGAAAAUUGGCUGUGACGGCAUCAUCGGCUCUACAGCCAAAGAGGACCGCUGUGGUGUUUGUAAUGGAGAUGGGCGCUCCUGUAAGAUAGUGAGAGGAGACUUCAACCACACCAAAGGAAUGGGCUACAUCGAAGCUGUGGUUAUCCCUGCAGGAGCCAGGAGGAUCAAAGUCGUGGAGGACAAACCCUCACAUAGCUUUCUGGCUCUGAGAGACUCCAGUAAGAAGUCCAUCAACAGUGACUGGAAGAUCGAGCUUCCGGGAGAGUUUGACCUGGCCGGAACCACAGUGCGCUAUGUCAGAAGGGGACUGUGGGAGAAGAUGUCCGCCAGAGGACCCACUAAGACACCCCUACACCUGAUGGUGCUGCUCUUUCAUGACCAGAGCUACGGGAUCCACUAUGAGUACACAGUUUCUCUGAACACAACUCAGGACAGGAGCAGUAAGGAGCAGAGGGAACCACAGUAUCUCUACAUCUGGACACACAGCAGCUGGCAGGACUGUACUGUCCAAUGUGGAGGAGGUGAGAGGAGGACAGUGGUUUCCUGUAUGAGGAUAGCCAAUAAAACCAUGGAGGUAAUAAACAACAGCUACUGUCAACCUGAGAACAGACCACAGCCCCAAGUAAAACCCUGCAACUCUCACCACUGCCAGUACCGGUGGGUGGCAGGAGAGUGGGGAUCCUGCUCCAGCACAUGUGGUAAAGGUUUUCAACAGAGAGAGGUGGUUUGUAUUUACCAUCUAGAGAAUGGCUCACUCAUCUACACCAGGGACCUGUAUUGCCAAGGAGGAAAACCUCCUGUUCUUCAGGGCUGUGAGGGCCGCCUCUGCCUCACUGUUUGGGAGGCUUCAGAGUGGUCCGAGUGUUCAUCAGACUGUGGUAAAGGUGUUCGCAAACGGACGGUGUCGUGUACAAACCCUCGGGGCCUAUGUGAUCCUCUGUCCCAGCCCACUCAAGAGGAGCCCUGUGAGGACCAUUCCAAAUGUUAUGAAUGGAAGACUGGAGACUGGUCCAAGUGUUCGUCAUCCUGCGGGAAGGGCCUGCAGUCGCGAGUGGUCCAGUGUAUGCACAAAGUGACUGGUCGUCAUGGUAACGACUGCCUGGUGACGCUGAGACCACCGACCUACCGAUCCUGUCACCAUGAUACCUGCAAUGAGAAAACCAAUGUGAACACCAUCACCUCCCCCCGGCUAGCUGCUCUGACCUACAAAUGCAUGGGGGACCAGUGGACGGUGUACUGCCGUGUGAUCCGAGAGAAGAACCUUUGUAACGACAUGAGGUGGUACCAGCGCUGCUGUGAAACCUGCAGGGACUUUUAUGCCAAGAAAAUACUGCACAAGAGCUAAUGACCAAAUGACCACCUACUUUUUCUUCACAUAACACCCCCUUUUGGUAAAUGUGUUAAUAUUGUUGAAAUGUAGAGAAAAAAAGAAAGAAGGAAAACAAUUUAUAUUAUUGAUGGAACUUUUUGUAUUUAAAAAAAGAGUACAGGUAAAUGUACAUUUUAAAUGGGCUCAUACGCUUUCUAGAUUCGAUGAAGACUAUACACCAACGAAAAAGAGUCUUUAAUAGGCCAAUCCAGAUGGCAUAAUUGCACAGAAUGAUUAAAAAUAAGUGCUUGAUUUUGAAGUAGACUGUGACAGGUCUAUCAGAUGAGAUUAUGAGUUAGCCAGAGCCUCUCUUAAUUGUGCUCUCCUCUGUAACAUUUACUCUGUUGUACUGUAUUAUAGCGAAUUGGUGCAAUUUCAAAUAACUAAUUAUACUCAAGUAUUAAUGAAGUAUACUGUACUGUGUAAGUAUUGAUCCGGAGACAUGGUAUAAAAUGCUGUUGGAUUACAGUGAAUCGACCUAGCUAAUAGUAGGAGACUCACUGAUCCACAGGUCUGUUUGGAGGGCUAUGGAUAGCUCAUGUAGUAAAACAUGGUGCAAGCAUAAACACACAGCCUAUAGGGAUGAUGUUUUUCAAACGUUUCUAGAAUAAAGCAAUGUUAUUGCUAUCAAUGGCAUUGCCCUGUAAUAAUUAUCUUUAAAUGUAGGGAUGCACCGAUACCACUGUUUUCAGACCGAGUACGAGUACUUACAUUUGGGUACUCGCCGAUACCGAGUACCAAUACGAGUACUUCUCUGUGCCAAAAGAC